AGAGUAAAAGGAGAACAACUGUUAGAGCAGCUUUGUAUGAGUCCUUCCAAGACCCGUCCCAGCAUCUGGGAGAAGUCUCACCAUUGCCUGUGCCCCCUCAUUCCCUUCCUGUUUCCUCAUAGUGCCUCAGACACCCCCACUGCUCUUCUGAACAAUUUCUGGUCCAGAGAACCAGCCAGAUUCUAUUUCACCCCAGGCUGUGUGUGCCUGUCCCGUAAAAGGCCAUGUGGCUGUACCUGGCGGUCCUCGUGGUCCUGUACUACCUCCUGCGCUGGUACCGGGAGAGGCAGGUGGUGAGCCACCUCCGGGACAAGUUCGUCUUCAUCACGGGCUGUGACUCCGGCUUCGGGAACCUGCUGGCCAGGCAGCUGGACCUGAGAGGCUUGAGGGUCCUGGCUGCAUGUCUGACAGAGCAGGGGGCUGAACAGCUGAAGAACCAGACAUCAGACAGGCUGCAGACGGUGAUCCUGGACGUCACCAAGACAGAGAGCGUUGCUGCGGCAACCAAGUGGGUGAAGGAGCAUGUGGGGGACAGAGGACUCUGGGGUCUGGUGAAUAAUGCCGGCAUCUCCACACCCACUGCACCCAAUGAGUGGCUGACCAAACAGGACUUCAUGAAGAUUCUGGAUGUGAACCUGUUGGGGGUGAUUGAUGUCACCCUGAGUGUGCUGCCCCUGGUGCGGAAGGCAAGGGGCCGUGUGGUCAGCGUCUCCAGCGUCAUGGGCCGGGUGGCCCUCUUUGGUGGAGGCUACUGCAUGUCCAAGUAUGGUGUGGAGGCCUUCUCAGACUCCCUCAGGAGGGAGCUCUCCUACUUUGGGGUGAAGGUGGUUAUGAUCGAGCCUGGUUAUUUCAGCACCAAUGUGACCAGCCCUAAGGCACUUUCUCAGGGCCUCCAGGCAUCAUGGAAUCAGACCAGCCCAGAGAUCAAGGAACUCUAUGGAGAGAAGUUCAUGGCUAACUUCAUGAAAUCCAUCAACUUGUUGGAGACAACCUGCUGCCAGGAUCUGUCCUUGGUGACCAACUGCAUGGAGCACGCCCUGACCGCCUGCCACCCCCGCACCCGAUACUCACCUGGCUGGGAUGCCAAGUUCAUCUACCUCCCCAUGAGCUACCUGCCCAGCUUCCUGGUAGAUCUCAUGGUGUACUGGAGUAACCCCCAGCCUGCUAAGGCCCUGUAACCCAAGACUGGGGUGCAUUGUAGGGGGGAGAUGCGUACAGAGUGGGGAGAGGAUGCAUUGGGGGAGGGAAAUAGAGUGGAGAGCGGAGUUCUCAUGUCACCAGGACACCCAUCCCACCUCACUCCCAUCUCCUCCCCAGUCUCCUCUUGGGACAUUACUUAGGACUCAGGGAUAUUAGAAAGAAACAUGUUUUGUAGUGAGAAACUGAGAUCAGUAGCUCUUGUCUGUGUCCUGUUCCUUCAUCAGCCUCUCAAGGCUCUGAGCCUUAUGGCCCUCCUGCCACCCUGAGGAAUCCAUACUUAAAGGGAGGGUUGAGCAGCCGGGAAGGUCCAGGCCCCCCUCCAUCGUCGGCCCCUGUCCACCUCUUCCAGGUGUGCCUUGGCCCUGGCCAGUGUCCCCCUCCCACUGCAGUGCACAUGGGAGAUAAGAACUCUUCUUCCCUAAAGAUACCUGUAGUCAGGGAUGUGUGUGAAGGGUGACCAUCAACCUGAUACAUCAGCCUAGGUGCUAACUCAGCCAAUCUUGGCUGGAAAGUGGUGUCAUCAUUGGAGGUCCUGACAGAGAACACAGAAACCAAUUCUUCUUUUGUCUUGAAAUCUUAAAUUUCCAUUGAUUAUAUUCCCUUAAAAGAAAAUUGAGACAUUUUCCCAGGCCCAGUGAUUUUGAACACAGCCUUGGGCAGCAAUGUGUGUGUGUCUAUGAAAGGAAGAGUCAGAUGACCUCAUGGAGGUGUAGGGGUGAGUGGGAACACCUGAGGAGGAUUUGAAGACGAAAGUGAGGUCAUCCCUUUGUCUGCAGAAGCGAGGGGCUAAUGUGUCUUUCUGGGGAUUAUCAUGUGACCUGGGGUCCCAGGAUUAGCACAAGGAUGGACAAACAAGAAAGGUCUGUAAGGGAUAGGCAGGGCCCAAACCCUUCCCUGGGGACAUGUAGCAUCUCCCUCACCAGAAACCUCCCUGCGGUCCUCCCUGGGUCUCCUCCUAUAGAGUCACUAUGCUCCAUCCUUUGCCAACUGCCGGGUCCCCCAGCCCAGAUUCCCUUCUCCCACCCUCCAAUGGAGGUGAGUGGGAGUCACUUCUGGAGCCCAGUCUUAUGUUUUCUGCUAACACUUACUGAGCACCUACUGUGAUCAAGGCAGGAAUUCCCCUGAUGUCCCAGUGCUUCCAGAGACCCUGACUCUCUGUGUGUCCUCUCUUCCUAUGAUGGUCUGAGUAUGGACUCAGUGGAGAAGGCAUUUGUAUGAAGUCAUACAGAUUUCUUGACUGAGUGCAAACUGAAGUGGGAGGUAUCUCCCAGUCAUCUUAGUUCACCUUCCUGAUUAUAAAAAUUAGGUUAUGGAGACUUUGGGGAAUUUUAUGCCAUCGAAUAGUAUGUUUUAAUAUUACAUACCUUAAAAAAGCCUUGACUUCAGAUUUCCCUGGUGUUCCAGUGGUUAAUAAUAUGCCUUGCAAUGCAGGGGUUGUGGGUUCAAUCCCUGGUUGGAGAACUAAGAUCCCGCACGCAGUGGACCAACUAAGCCUGAGGGCCUCAGCUACUGAAGGCCACAUGACACAUCCACAGGUCCGUGUUCCCACUGAAAGACCUCACACAGUGCAACGAAGAUCCUGCAUGCUGCAACUAAGACCUGACACAGCCAAAUAAAUAAAUACAUACUUUUUUUAAAAAGAUGUA
Molecule: messenger RNA, 2846 nt
Organism: Budorcas taxicolor (takin)
Lineage: Eukaryota; Metazoa; Chordata; Mammalia; Artiodactyla; Bovidae
Product: retinol dehydrogenase 16-like
Exons: 5
Coding region: 225-1178 (317 amino acids)
Molecular function (GO): oxidoreductase activity
Source: RefSeq, a predicted model, not a curated record